AUGGGUCCCAAUGUGAAGGACAAUCCAAUGCCAAGUCAUGGUCCUUCAUCAGUGAACAAUAUAGAAGUUUGUCUCAAUGAACAACGUGUUACGAAGAUAGAGGAGAUUCGGCGGUCUUUGGUUGAAAUUCAUUCUGUUUUAUGUGCUCAUGGUCUAUUCCAACAUGACCACCAAAUCUGUGGUACAUGUUCAGUCAAUUCAAGAGGUUGUAGAAAGAUUCAAGAUGAUUUGCAAGGCGUCCUUGAUCAGGGUUUGAUUCAGAUUUCUAGACAAGUGAGUUCUCCAGAAUCACAAGAACAAGAGGUGAAUGUCAUCAUUCCUUGCUUCAACAUUCCAGAGAAAGUAGAGAUAGCUUAUCAUCCGAGGGAGCCAGUGGUGAUUUUCCCUCCGGGCCCAAUGCCUUACACUUCAGAUAAAGCGGUCCCCUACCGCUAUGCAGCAACUAUUAUUGAGAUCGGUAAAGAGGUCGAGAUUAAAACCUUAGCCUCAGUUACCAAUAUCGCAGCAAAUAGCCGAAUGACGCGCAGUGGCCGCGUGUUCGCUCCGCCGGUUAUCCCAACUAGAAAUGUUGAGAAAGAUCCAGUAGUCGUGGUACCAGUGACAAGAGAAGCAGAAGGGCAAACAAGCAAUUCAACCCUUGAUAAAGAAACAGAUGAACUACUUAGAAUUAUCAAGCUCAGUGACUACAAAGUGGUAGAUCAGUUGCUACAGACACCGUCAAAAAUCUCGAUCCUGUCCUUAUUAUUGAAUUCAGCUGUCCACAGAGAAGCACUACUGAAGGUGCUUGAUCAAGCCUUUGUAGAACAGGAUAUAACAGCAGAGCAGUUCAACAAAGUUGUAGGCAGCAUCACUUCGUGCAAUGGCUUAGGCUUUUGUGAUGAAGAACUGCCAGAAGAAGGAAAGAAUCACAACUUCGCUCUCCAUAUCUCAGCCAAUUGUCAAGGGGAUUCUUUGUCUAAUAUCCUAAUUGACACCGGUUCAUCUGAAUGUCAUGCCCAAGUCUACCUUGGUGAAGCUAAAAUCACUUUCCAGGUUAUGGAUAUAGUGCCAGCUUAUAGCUGUCUGCUCGGACGCCCAUGGAUUCAUGAGGCGGGUGCCAUUACAUCCACGUUACACCAGAAGUUAAAUUUUUUCAAGAAUGGGCAAAUAGUGACGGUUAAUGGGGAGCAGGCUAUGCUGAUUAGCCACCUUUCAUCGUUUAGUGUGAUAGAAGCAGACGAAACGGCUGUUCAAACUCCAUUUCAGGCCCUGACCAUCGACGAUUACAAGAAAAGUGAAGGUUCAAUCGCGUCAUUCAAAGACGCCCAGCAGAUUGUCAAGACAGGUCCUACAGAAAUGUGGGGCAAGGUGAUAGAGUUGCCAGAAAACGUUAACCAUGCAGGAUUAGGCUUUGUUGAUGGAAAACAAGUGCAGACUUCAGUGGUGCGACCUUUCAAAGAUAUCUUUCACAGCGCCGUGAAGAUCCCUGCUAAGAAAGCUGUUGUCGAAGCGACGCCCAGUACUGCUAAGAAGCCUUCGACAAAGGAACAAGUGGUUGUCGAAAGAACACCUGAGAAAAUUCUGGAGGAAACAGCCCCAGAGGAAGAUAUCCCCACAAGUGACCACGAUAUGCAAACCGUAGGAGAAUUCGACACUACAGUGGGUGAAGCUUCUGAAGAUGAAUCUCCUCCUCAUCCAGGAUUACAUGUUGCACCUCAGGGUGAUGAUAUUGAAAUGGAGGUUGUGGUCGAAGAUGAUCCUGAAGAUGGAGCUGCCAGAGAUGAGGACAACCAGUCGAAACGAACAGAGGUUGAGCAUACUUCGACGCGAAACACUCCACCUGCUCCUGACCGGGCCCAAGGGAGUGGCAAAUCAACUGACGACAUUGUCGAACUCUUUGAGAAGUCUGUUGGCUAUUACAAAGUACAUAAUUAA
Messenger RNA from Lathyrus oleraceus (garden pea), 1914 nucleotides. RefSeq lists its product as uncharacterized. The transcript is spliced from 5 exons. The coding region runs from base 1 to 1914 and encodes 637 amino acids. Lineage: Eukaryota; Viridiplantae; Streptophyta; Magnoliopsida; Fabales; Fabaceae. The record is from RefSeq and is a predicted model, not a curated record.